This is a messenger RNA of Scatophagus argus, 1598 nucleotides long. RefSeq names its product aminoacyl tRNA synthetase complex interacting multifunctional protein 2 (gene aimp2). NCBI's taxonomy places the organism in Eukaryota, Metazoa, Chordata, Actinopteri, Scatophagidae. Bases 152 to 1123 code for a protein of 323 amino acids. Gene Ontology annotation, cellular component: aminoacyl-tRNA synthetase multienzyme complex. The transcript has 4 exons. The record is from RefSeq and is a predicted model, not a curated record.
ACCGGAUGUGGCGUCACUGUGGCCUCUUUGUACGCGUCCGGCACCACUGGUAGCUGCUGCUGCUGCCUGUCAACAUCACACCGCCCCAGAAUUCACCGCUAUUUUGUUUCUGAGCUGAUUGUCUCUGGCAGUCCACUAACUGUCCUCCAGCAUGCCCAUGUACCAGGUAAAACCCGUCUGUGGGGGUUCCAUAAAGACCGACUUGCCCACCUGCAUGUACAAGUUACCAAAUGUCCACGCGCAGCAAGGGAGCAGCUGCACGUCUGAGCACGCGUUUCAGAAUGGGGAAGUGGAUCCUGCAGUCAAAGCUCUGGAGGCCCGGCAGGACGAGAUCAUGAGAAAACUGUAUGAGCUGAAAGCAGCUGUGGAUGGCCUGGCCAAGACGGUGACCACCCCAGAUGCCGAUCUGGACCUGACAGUCAGCAGCAGCCUCUCCUCCCAAAGCUUCACCUCCACAACCUUCAAAGGUGUCACAGACCUGAACACAGUACUGGGAAAGGACCUCGGUGCUCUCCGUGACAUUGUAAUAAACGCCAACCCGGCACAGCCACCCCUGUCCCUGUUGGUGCUCCACAAUCUGCUGUGUCAGCGCUACCGUGUGCUCUCCACCGUCCAUGUCCACUCCUCAGUUACCAGUGUGCCGCCACAGCUCCUGUCCUGCCUCGGUCCGCGCCACGCAGACAGCUAUGCCCGCCAGAUGUUCCAGCUGGGCUUCACCCUCAUAUGGAAAGAUGUCCCCAAACUGCAGAUGAAGUUCAGCGUCCAGAACAUGUGUCCCAUCGAGGGUGAGGCCAGUGUGGCACGCUUCCUCUUCAAGCUGCUGGCUCCUUACCCAAGUGACCCUGCCCUCGCCACACUGGUGGACAGCUUCGUGGACAUGGCGUUCUUCCAGCUGGCAGAGGGCAGUGCCAAGGAGCAUACGGCCGUGCUGCGCACCCUCAACUCUGCUUUGGGCCGCAACCCCUGGCUGGCCGGGUCAGAGUUCUCUCUGGCCGACAUCGCCUGCUACUGCUGCUUGCUACAGAGCGGCUCGGCCUCCUCUGCUCCCUCUAAUGUCCAGCGCUGGAUGAAGUCCUGUGAGAACCUUGGCCACUUCAGUCCUGCCAAACUACUCCUGCAGUGACUGGGGCUGCACAGGGACUAGACACCAGGAUGUUCUACCUUAGCAAAGUGAGAGAAGGGCAUUAGAAUAUUAAUCUGUGCCAGCCAUUUCUGGAACACUUUCUCAUGCUUCCCUCCUUACUUGACUAUAUCAGUGAAUUGACAAAGACUCCGUUGAAGCAAUAUAACUGACAGUUUAAGUAACUAAAGUAUUUGUCAUGGUCAUGCUGCUUUUGUACAUUCUAAGGAUAUAUUUUGCAAGGGAGGAAGCAUGAGAGGACUAUAAAGACACUGGCUUGGUGAUAGAUUAAAUCAAAGGUACUGACAGAAGUUAGUCUAACACACACUGUACACCUUCCACCCACUUUGUGCCUAACAUGAUCCUGUUCUAAACGUGUGUUAAUGUAUGGUAACGGGUAUUACUGGGUGUUUUCAAAAGUAAUACUUUAUACCAUUUGUUUUUCUGAAAUCAUUAAAACUUUGGAUCAAACUUUGAA